Molecule: messenger RNA, 2371 nt
Organism: Vigna umbellata (rice bean)
Lineage: Eukaryota; Viridiplantae; Streptophyta; Magnoliopsida; Fabales; Fabaceae
Source: RefSeq, a predicted model, not a curated record
UCAUAAUUGCACUCCUACAGUGAAAGUAGCACUCGCUCAUCACAGACUUUGAGGAAACUCCUGAUACUCAACUAGAGUUUGCUGGUGGAGUUAACAAGGACGUGUUGCUAUUUUGAUGAUGAUUGGAACCAGCAAGAGAAUUUGAAGAUUAAGUUUAUCUCCUUUAACAGGUUCACCCAUUGAUGCUAUUUCAUACACACACAAUGGAAAAGUAAGUUCCAGUACAAAUAUUCAAGAUCAUGAUAAGUUCUUGAUGGUGAAGGACUGGUUGGAAUUGAUGAAGCCUCAAUUAAAUGUUGCUGUGGCUCUAGUUAUUAGCUUGCUCUGUAUUCAGCAUUCAUUUUGUGAUGAACUUUCUGAUACUGGACCAAACAAGUGGAAAUGUAGAUGCUCUUUAUUACAAGGGAACCAUACAUACUCUCGUGCUAAUUGUUCCAAAUCAUGUGAUUGUCAUUCAGAUGCUGAACAGAGUGCAUCCAUAUGGACAUGCUUAUGUGAUUCGAAUGGGUUUCCUGAAGUGUCAGCAGAUGGCCAUAACCUUAACUGUUUUGAUGCCUGCAAUUGCACAUGGGGAUCUCUCAGGAUGCCACUUGGUUCAAAGAAGCAAAUUUCGAGCAAGAUUGUAGUAGUUAUUCUAUCAGUAUGUGCUACAUGCACAACUAUUGCAUUUCUUGCCUCGGUUGUAUGUCAGGUCUGCCGAAGGGAGAGAUGUUCUAUUCAAUCACCAAUGAUCUCAUCAGAUAAAGAAACAAGUUACAGUAGCACCACCAACUUAUUCAGUCAUAAGACUUCUUCGCCUGUUAGUCAUAUUACAGGAUGCUUUCAGAAGUCCUCUUUGUUGUUUGGUAGCCAAAGACAAACCUUUUAUGGAAAUAUUAUUCAAUUUUCAUUUGCUGAACUGGAAAAUGCCACCGAAAACUUUUCAACUUCCAAUCUAACUGGACUAGGUGGAAGCAGUUAUGUAUACCGUGGUCGGCUGAAAGAUGGCAGUAAUGUGGCAGUCAAGAGACUGAAAGAUCAAAGAGGGCCUGAGGCAGACUCUGAAUUUUUUACAGAGAUUGAACUAUUGUCUAGACUUCAUCAUUGUCAUCUGGUGCCAUUAGUGGGAUACUGCUCAGAACUAAAAGGAAAAAAUGUUCAAAGGUUGCUAGUGUUUGAAUACAUGACUAAUGGAAAUUUGAGGGACCGCUUAGACGGAGUUUUUGGAAAGAAAAUGGACUGGUCAACUCGAGUUAGAAUUGCAUUAGGAGCUGCAAGGGGCUUGGAGUAUCUUCAUGAAGCAGCUGCUCCUAGAAUUCUGCACAGAGAUGUCAAAUCAACAAACAUUCUUCUGGACAAAAAUUGGCAAGCAAAAAUAACUGAUCUCGGUAUGGCUAAAAGCUUGAGAGCUGAUGACCACCCCAGUCGUUCAGAUUCUCCAGCAAGAAUGCAGGGAACAUUUGGUUAUUUUGCACCUGAGUAUGCAAUUGUUGGGAGAGCCUCUCUUGAGUCUGAUGUCUUCAGUUUUGGAGUGGUUCUUCUUGAGCUUAUCAGUGGUCGGCAACCCAUCCACAAAUCUGCAGGCAAAGAACAAAGUCUUGUUAUAUGGGCAAGUCCUCGCUUAAAGGAUAGCAGGCGAGUAAUAACCGAGUUGGCUGAUCCACAGUUGAAAGGAAACUUCCCAGAAGAAGAGCUGCAUAUAAUGGCAUACUUAGCUAAGGAGUGCUUGCUGUUGGAUCCUGACACUCGGCCAACUAUGACUGAAGUUGUUCAAAUUCUUUCCAGUAUCUCCCCGGACAGAUCUAGAAGGAGAAGAAACAUUCCAGUGAGAUUUUUUCAGGAACCGGAGGACUUGGAGAAUCAAAGGCAAGCUCCACCAAGUAUAUUUCCAACUUGUAAUUUAUUGCCGUUAGGUGUUGACCACAAUCUUAAUGUUGGCAAUGAAGAUAAAGAUGCACAUACAGUUUCAAGUGGGGAUAUGGAGAGUUUGAUCCUCUUUAGUCCAAAGGGUGAGAACUGGCAUGCAUCAGAGGAGGAAAUGGUAGAUUUAACUGAGCCUCGUUUCGAAUCAUUUUUCAUGACAAACCCCAAUUUCUCUUGAUGAAAGCAUAGAGCAGAAGAAGUCUAAUGCAUUAAUGUUGUGUACUAUGUUACAACUCUUAUACUACACUAUACUGUGUAUGGUUCAGUGGGAUAUCUAGGAGGAUGCACUUUUCUUCAGAGUAUGCUCAUCUAAUUUAUGUAUUUUUCACUUUCCUUUAAAGGGUCUUGUGCAUAGUUUUAUACAUGACAUAAAAGAAUUUGAUGGAGUGUUGUACAGAAAAGGGAUAUGUAAUUCUGGUUGUACUUUAUUUGAAGAAGAAUUCGAAUGUGAUAGUUUUGUACAGUCAUA